UUUGUGUGUGACCAAGAGACACGCAAGUUUUAACAUUCGUUACAAAAACUCUCGAAUAAUUACACUUGAAUAGGAAAGUCUCCAAAUUUAAUAUCUUAUUAUUUACGUCACGCUAUGUGCUCAGGCGAGACGUGUGAAUUCUAAAGAUGGCUUUAUCAGUAUCAUUUCUAGAUUGUGUGGAAAAAGCUUCAAAACAGGGGUAUUCGGAGGUACCGGCGAAUCUGGGAUAUUUUGAGUCGGAAGGAAAAGAAAUAAACGCUGACAGCGUUUUUAUUCUCGUCGUGCACUACAACUUUGAGAAAGGCAUAGAUGAUUGGCCACGACCAGGCAACGAGCACGACGUUGAAAAUUUAAGGAAAACUUUUAGCCGAAACAGAAAAUGCGGGUUCCGCGAGUGUUCGCCGAAAAAGGAUGACCUUCUCGCUCUUCUUCAAGACGAACAAACUCUGAAGAGAUUUUUUGGAGCCCCUGAAGGCAUAGAACCGGCGAUUUUCUUUUUGAUCGUUUUGUCGCACGGGAAUUCGGACGGAGUUAUUUUCACGGAUACCCUUCAAAGCUCUGAUCCAAAAGAUUACGAGAAAUUCACCACGAAAGAACUGUUCAAAUCUAUCAAAAACAUUUUUCCAAAUUGCUUUAAAGGAGUUUUUCUUGGGCCAUGCAGAGGUCAACUAGAGGACCGUAUCUUUUAUCCCUCUCAAGCCAAACCUGGCCAGGUAGAAGAUCUCACGAAAACCGCAAACUCGAGUAGAGUUUCCUUUGAGCCGAAUAUGCGCAACCUAGUCAUCUUCUAUGCAACUGUCGAAACGACAAUGUCAUGCAGGGACAAAAAGGCGGGCACUUGGUUUGUCUCAGCUUUGUGCCAGGAGUUGAACGAGAUGGGGCAGAAUGAGGGACUUCUAAAAUUAUUGACUGGUGUCCAGAACCGAAUUCACAAAGAGACGAUUGGUUCAUUUCAUUCGACUGGCCAGACGCCAGAAUUCAAAUUGUUCUCUUGCGAUAGAAAAUUAAUUUUUAAAGCUCUCGACUUGAAUAUGAUUGUGGGUGGGCUGUCAAGAAGUGGGACAGACGCCCGAGGCAAAAAAGCCAAAACAGGGAGCUCAGUGGAAGAAAAGCCGCCGUCGAUUAACUUUGAGUGGUGGAAUCCAAAUUCAAAAACUGUCCUCAGAGGCCGAAGGGCAGUGAUUUUCAAUCAAGGAGAAGAAAAUGAAUUUAUAAGAAAACUGGACGCUGCUCUGGUAGCAAAUCUAGGUUUUGAAACUAUAUCCGUGAAAAUUGACAAAGGUGGAAUCGAUUACUACUUCAGUCAAUCGGAAAAAUCUUGGACUGAUUACGGCUGUUUCGCUGCUUUCAUUUUUGCCGAGAUUUCAGAGGGAGAGGAUGGGCAAAUUUACAUUUAUCUGAAUGAAAACGAGAAAGUUCCGAUUGGUGAAUUGAUCCACGGAUUGUUAGGGCCGACAAACAGUGACUGGAUCGGAAAACCAAAGCUAUUUUUCCUUGUCGAUACUAAGUCCACGUCUACAGACAAUGCAGGAGCCAAAACUUUUAAUCCUGAUGAUUUUCUCCAAGCAACUAAUCACUGCGGAUGGCUGGUGUUUACUCUUCUAAGUUCGACUUUACUACAAAACUUCCUGGAGAUUUUCGAGAGCCAAGAAAUAAAGAAAACGAGAAGCCUUCAAGAAAGCCUAGCCGAGUUGCUAAUGGAAAGGAUGAAUGAAAAACCGGAGGGGAUGAUAGUUUCAACUUUACCCCACCUCUUGAUCUUCCAAGAAUUAGAGCGAAAUUUUAUUCAGCCACACUUCCUUGUAGAAGGAAAGGGUUUCAAAUCAGGAGAAUUUGAAUGGGACGAAUUAUUGGACUUCAAACCAAUCAAAGAAGAAGUUCAAAUUAUGCUUCUAUCUUCGCUUCCAGGAACAGGAAAGUCAACAGUGAUGCGCGAGUUGGCAUUAGAACUGCAAAGAAAUUUGAAAGGCAAAAUCAAAGUUUUUCUAGUUGUUCUUUCGCAAACUUAUAGACUUUUUGCCGAUGCAAAGAAGGAAAGAAAAAAAGUUCCGUCACUUGCUUUAAUUGUUUCCCAUGCCACUGGAACUCGAGAGAUGGAAAUUCAAAAUUUUAUCGACCGGAGGGAGGUGAUUUUGAUGUUCGACGGAUUCGACGAAAUAAGUCCCUAUUACCGAGAUCAAGUGCUUCAAGUUUUUUCUCAAGCGACGGAAGCAAAAGUACCGAUUUGGAUUGCAACGCGGCCGCAUGAGGAAGACGCAAUUCUUGCGAAAUUCAGAAGGGGAAACGUAAUUUGCAAAGCCAAAAUUAUGCCUUUAGACUGGCUCCAACAAAUAAGAUUUAUGAUGAUGAUUUCAAAAAAAUCUGUAAGUGAACGUGAAUGUCAGAUCGAAUUCUGCAGAAGGAAUGGCUCAAAAGAUAUUCUAGGAAACCCUCUCCACUUAAAAAUGAUUGCUGAACUCAGUGAUACAGAUAACAAAAAGGGGAUCAACUUGACUGAAAUCUACGAAAGAAUUGUUGAUAAAAAAUUACGCUUUGCGCUAAGACACUUGAAGGGUCUCCCAUUUGAGGAUGAAUUAAUUUCUUGUGGAAGGGAACUGAAAAUUGCUGCUGUCAAAUUUCUAAGUGGCAGUAAAAUUGAUAUUUCAAAAUAUGCCAGCAGUGGAAUUGUAACAAUCAGCAACGGACGUGCCCAGUUCGUUCACCAAACGUUCGCCGAGUUCCUCGCGGCCACGCAUUUCAUCGAUUGUUUGUUCUGUGAAAACGAAAAGAUGCCCUUCAAUAUUUUGAAACAAGAAUUCCAUCAAGUCCGCAAGUUUGUUGAUCUUCAUAUUUGUUCUUGCAGUGAGGAAAAGUCAGUGUUAUUAAUAUCGCUGGAAAAAUGCUUGAAAAUUGGUCUUACUAAAUCAAAGCUUGAAAACGUUAUCCUGAGGGAAAAUCUAGUUAAUUUUUCCACCAUCGCUGCAAAUCUUGUUACUUUCAAUCAGACGAAAACAAAAGGACUGAAUUACGUAACGACUGACCAAAUUUUGGCAUUGUCUUGCAAAGUUAACGAACACUUUGCAUUGGGACUUUUGAAGAAUGGCGCAUAUGAAAAGUUGGUAGAUGAAAAUACUGCAACCGUAAAAAUGCUUGUAGGUGCAAUUGAAAAUAAUUUUGUACAACUUUUUUCAAAAGUAAUAGAAAAAUGUAUACAUUUUAUGGAGUUAGUUCGGAAGAAUGAAGCAAUAACUGGGUCUGUUGAAAUCGCGAGCUCAAGAAAUCAUCACGAAGUUCUGAGGCUGGUGCUCGCGAAAGGAAUUAUUGAUCCAAGUGAUCAAGAUGCAAUAGAGUGGGCAAUGAAAUUUGCUGUUGAAAAGAACAGCGCCGAAUGUGUUGAGCUUCUAAUUGAACACGGUGCUCGAACAGCCGUCUUUGAUGGGUUUAAAACUGCAUUUUUUGACAUCAAGACAACGGAAGCAUUUCUCAAAACAAAGGAUGAGCCGGUGCUAAAAUUAGCGUCAAGAAUUUUCGAUUGGUGCCUGACAUGUGAAAAUGCUGAAGUGGCAAAUUUUUUAUUUGAAAAAUUCAAUGUUGGUGAAAAUGCAGAAUUUGAAGUGAGGAGAAGUGCCCUGAUUUAUAUAGCAAACUGGAUGAAAAGGUUUCACAACAUAGCGGAAUUUUUGGGUCGCUCUCUUGUUGAAAAACGUGGUUUUCCAGUUUGUGAAAAUGAUGAAAAUGACAAAUGCGGGUGGAACGCUUUUCAUUGUGCAGCCAAAGGGCAAAAUCUGGGUUUGGUCAAGUACUACCUUGAAAAGGACCCUGCGCUCACCAAAACCUUAACGGUUGAAGGCGAAAACAUCAUGCAUCUAUUAUUGAGUGGUUCUGAAAAUUGGGAUAGCAAAUUUGAAAUAUGCAAGUUUUUACAUGACCAUGAUGCCGAGAUGGUGAAGCAAAAGACAUUGAAAAACAAAACAACGCUCCAUUCAGCCGCUGAAGGAGGACUUGAUGAAUUGAAAUGGUUGGUGGAAGAAGCGGACGUUGAGGUUGAUGACGCCGUGGACGACUGUGGAUGGAACGUUAUGCAUUUCGCUGCUUCUUCUCCGUGGGCUGAACUCAAACUCUUUGAAUAUUUGCACGAGAAAAAUCCCCGACUAAUUGAGAAGAGGACCAAGAGAAACGAAACUCCGUUGCAUCUUGUAGUAAGGAAUAAGCACGGGAGAGGAAAAAAAUACAACUGGUUCGUCAGCAAAGGAGUUGAUACUUCGGUGCGAAAUUCAGAUGGCAAAACAGCUCUGCAAACAGCCAAUCUACUUUUUCUUUAAGAAUUCAAUGCAUUAUAAAGUUUUAGUGAAAAAAUAAAAAAUGCUUGCAUACAUUUAU
This is a messenger RNA of Neocloeon triangulifer, 4359 nucleotides long. RefSeq lists its product as uncharacterized. Lineage: Eukaryota; Metazoa; Arthropoda; Insecta; Ephemeroptera; Baetidae. The coding region runs from base 147 to 4301 and encodes 1384 amino acids. The record is from RefSeq and is a predicted model, not a curated record. Gene Ontology annotation, biological process: proteolysis. The transcript has 11 exons. Gene Ontology annotation, molecular function: cysteine-type endopeptidase activity; protein binding.